CCCUCCCACCAAUCUAUAUAAAAGAAAUAUUCAGGAAUUUGGAAGCUAUUCUACUGGGGAAUCUGAAAAACCAAGAGAAAAUUGGAUUGCAGGAAAGUAUUUUCACCAAGACAGUAAAGCUUUGAUUGAGAGUGAAGGUGAUGAGGAGCCCAAUUAUUUUGAGAAUAGAACAGAAGAUUCUUUGACCACUAAUUUUUCUGAAGACCCACACAAGGUUCUUAAACAAUUCAAAGAAAUGGAUUUUUCCUCCAACAAGCAUUAUUUAAAUACAUUCUUUAAUAGGAACAAUAACAGGAAAGCUACCAAUGAGAUACAAGAGAGGCGGAAAUUUUUUCUUCGUGAUAUUUGCCAAAAAUACAUUAACAGAACCCAAAUUCCCCUUGUGCACAUGGUCUCUAGAAUAUACGUGGAAGAUAAAUACAAACUUUUGUAUUGUGAGGUUCCUAAAGCGGGCUGUUCCAACUGGAAAAGGAUUCUGAUGAUACUUGGUGGUCGUGCAAAAUCUGCUGCUAAUAUUUCCCAUAAUAGUGUUCACUAUGGAGAUCAUCUGAAGAAACUAGAUAGUUAUAAUAUAAAAGAGAUACAUAAGCGUUUAAAAACAUAUACCAAAAUUAUAUUUGUCCGUGAUCCAAUGGAAAGGUUGGUGUCUGCUUUUCGAGAUAAGUUUGAACAUCCAAACAUUUAUUACCAUCCUGUAUUUGGGAAGGCAAUUAUUAAGAAAUACAGACCUAAUGCAGAUAAAGAGGCAUUGAUAACUGGCUCAGGAGUGAAAUUUAAAGAAUUUAUACAAUAUCUAUUAGAUCCCUAUCGGCCAUUAGGUAUGGAUACGCAUUGGGAGCAAAUCAACAAACUUUGUUAUCCUUGCGAUAUCGAUUAUAAUUUCGUUGGCAAAUUUGAAACUCUGGAAAAAGAUGCCAAUUAUUUUUUGAAACUAAUAAAUGCUCCAGAUGAGCUCUUAUUCCCGCAUUUCAAAGACAGACACUCCACAGACAAAAGAACCAAUUCAGAAGUUGUAAGUAAAUACUUGUCAGAAAUUCCUGCUACAGAGAGGCUGAAGGUUUAUGACUUUUAUUACCUGGAUUAUUUAAUGUUUAACUAUACUGUACCAUAUGAGGGAUUCCAAAUUGAUGUAAUGCAUAAUCAGCCUUCCCUAUAACUUAUGAAAAAAAAGUAUAUUUUUUUAAAUGGAGAAGCUUUUGAUUUGUUAAAAUUUUCAUAAAUGUGAGUGCCUAAAAUUUAAGAAAUAACAUAUUGAACUGUGAUGUCUGGGGACAAUAAUUUUGUAUUAGAAAAUUCUUGAAUAUAAUGCAAUAUAUUUAAGAUAAGAGGUUUUAAAACAAUUGUGUUUUAUUGUAUUUAUUUCAUUCCUGCAAAUUCAUUUUUCUACAUUCCACGGAACAGCAAUUAAAAGCUGGAUUUAUAAA
Thamnophis sirtalis is the source of this 1424-nucleotide messenger RNA. NCBI's taxonomy places the organism in Eukaryota, Metazoa, Chordata, Lepidosauria, Squamata, Natricidae. The record is from RefSeq and is a predicted model, not a curated record.